Diorhabda sublineata is the source of this 2909-nucleotide messenger RNA. RefSeq names its product peroxisomal biogenesis factor 3. The coding region runs from base 388 to 1413 and encodes 341 amino acids. Lineage: Eukaryota; Metazoa; Arthropoda; Insecta; Coleoptera; Chrysomelidae. Gene Ontology annotation, molecular function: protein-macromolecule adaptor activity. The transcript has 4 exons. Gene Ontology annotation, biological process: protein import into peroxisome membrane. Gene Ontology annotation, cellular component: peroxisomal membrane. The record is from RefSeq and is a predicted model, not a curated record.
AUAUAACAUACCUGAGAAGAGGAAUUGAGUAGAACGGGAAGAGAUCUGAUAGUCUAUUGGAUAGGACGUGCAGAUAACAAAUUAAUUAAAGUAAAAGAAUAUGAGAGAGAAAAAUGUCAAUAUUAUUUUCAUAUACAAGACUUGGUGGUACAAAUUGUUCAAAUAUUUAACAUCCUCAGAUAUAGGAGCUGAAUAUAAGGUCACUAAGGACACAGAUCAAUUAUAUCACUAUAGAACAGAAGAGUUGAUUGACAUGUUUUGAAAACAAAUUGAGGUUACCAUUUGGAAUGAGGAGAAAUUUUUGUAAUUGGUGGUUUCAUUUUAAUAAUAGAUUUAAUUACUUAUAAGUUAAUUCUUGAUUUAUAAUUGAUUUUAGUGAAAUUCGUCAUGUCGGUACUUUCCAGAAUUCAAGGAUUUGCUUCUAGACACAAGAACAAAUUUUUAAUUGGGGGUGCAUUUAUAUCGGGAUCAAUAAUACUUACGAAAUAUGCUCAGUAUAAGUUUAAAGAGUGGCAAGAAAAAGAAACUUCAGAGUUCUUUGAUCGAAAUCGCAAACAAAAUCAUUUUGAAAGUAUUGGAAGAACUACUAAUCAGACGUUGUCUAACUUUUCAGUAUCAUUACUAGACUUAAUUUCAGAAAUAAUUAAUACUGAUGAAGUUAUUGAAAACAUUAAAGCAAACCCAGAUAAGAAAGUAGAAUUAUGGAACAGUUUAAAGCUGUUAGUGUUUACAAAAGUAUCAGUUACAGUAUAUUCCAUUGUGAUGCUUGCUGUAGUUUUAAACGUACAGUUGACGGUAAUUGGUGGAUACAUGUACAAAGAUCCAAAUCGUGUACCUACAGACAUACAAGAGAAAUAUUUAUCACUGUCAGAAAAAUUUAUAAAUCUUGGUAUACAAAAAUUGGCUGAACUUAUAGAAUAUGAGAUGAAAAAAUUAGUUAGUGGUAUGGAAUUAUCCAAACUGUUGAAGUUGGGUGACAUAGAGAGUUUGUUUUGGUCACUUCAAGUAUCUCUUUCGUCUUUAAAGGAUGGUCCAAUUGAACAAUUUAGAAAAUAUAUUAUUCCAGAGGAAAAUAAUAGUUCUGAUUCUGUAUAUGACAGCAUGGUAAGAGAUACAGCUGAUCUACUUGAAAGUGAAGAAGUAAAAUCACUAGUAACGCAUUGUAUUAACCAAGGUUUCAUAACGUUAGGAGAUCAACUGGCAGAAUUAUAUUCAAAAAGUGACAUGACAACAAAUGGUAGUGGGGAAUCAUUUAUAAAUCCUUUUGAAUUACAGAAACCUUUAGCCAAAUUAAUACCUUUAAUUAAUGGUUUAUUAACAAAACAAUCAUUUCCACAAGUUCUUAUUCAACAACUCAAUACAAAUAAAAAAAUACAAACAUUUAAUGCCAAUAUUUAUGAAAGUUUAUUGUGAUAGUAAUAUGUAUAAUUAAAUUUAUUUUUACUGAAUAUAUUUUCAUGACAUUCAAGUGUUUUUAGUGUGGUCACCUAAUUAUAUGAGACAUACUCAGAGAUUGGACCUUUAACCGGACAUGGUCAUCAAGUCGUCAUAUCCAUACUAUAAGCAUCAUUGGACGACCCUGGGUGCCGCUGGUAUAUGGAGUAGGAAGAAACUGGAGAUCACGUCAUCUAGUAUUGUCCAGCAUUCAAACACUUCAAACCCCACAUGACAGGCCUAUGUGCUUAACAGCUUUUGACUGCCCACUAUCUCACUAUAAGCUAUGACUAAAACAUGUUUAACCUUUUCAUUGCGACGCCCUCCUAUAGUCAAACCAGUAAGACUUGUACGGUGUGCUAGGCCCUGCUUCAUUAGGUCUAGAUGAAUGUCCCAUGAUGCAGAUCACCCCUAAAGUCGAUAACAAGAUUUUCUGUAUUUAACUGCUGCAACCGUCUAAAAUAGGCCAAUAAACGUUUUCUAAUGAAUUUCUUUACAAAGUCAACCAUUCAAUAGUUUUAGAACGCCUCACUAAAAGUCGAAAUUGGUUUUAAUAUUUCCUCUAUAAUUAAUUUGAUUCAUAUUUUUGAAUCGAAUUUACGCUAAAUGAAAUUAUUUGUUAUCGUCGGCGUUGUUGGUUUUCUGCAGUUUCCUUGCAACCUGGUGAACCGGUUUUCCAGCCAAAUGGCCGACUAUAGGAAAUAACGCAGCUGUACCCGCCCGCCUCCUAAAUUUUCAAAUAAAAAAAAUUCAAUUUGAGAACCUUUUUGCUUGCAAGCUCCCUUUCGCUUUUUUUUAGUUAGGCAAACAACCCCAGCCUUGCAGAGGAGCAAUUCCCAUAUCAGGGCCCAUUCCAACAAACCCUCCUCAUUAUCCUAUCAAAUUUGACCUGUGAAUCUCUAUCUCUCCACACUUGUUAUAUUUUAUUUCUUAAACUGCUGAAAAUUCUGUGAACGACUAUGUAAUUCAAAAUAAACCAUAUUUUCUUUAUAAUACAGUUAUUUUCAAAAUGUUUUUUUUUUAAUUACAAAAAUGUUAUUGACAAAGCUUUUUUUUAAUCACGACAACAUAAUUGCAAUAACUUCUUUUUUAGUAAAACAGUGAAGAAAACAAUUUUUCUCAACUCAAUAAAGGUUGACACACCAAAACCGUAAAGUGAUAAUGAUAAUUAAAAAUUAUUCAUAACAUCACUUCGAUUUCUUGUUGAGUGCUAAAAAAAUUAUAUUAAACGAAAUGAAUAUUAAAAUUUCUAAGACAUUAUUAUAUGAAGUAGGCAUCAAAAAGGCUACAUAAAAUAAAAAAAAUGUUUUGUAUCCAACUUUAUCAAGUUUCUAAAUUAAUAUUUAAUACUUCAAUUUCUUUUUUAAGGAAGUUUUCCUUUAAUGGACUAGUACCGGUUAUUUUUUUCGUUUUCUCGUAAUUUCAUAUAAAACUAUUGUUUAUUAUUUUGUGAUAAUAAAGUGUUACAUAAAAUA